CUGCAUAAAACACUUUCUAACCUUUUAUUGUUCCUUGAGGUUGGAAACUAUUGUCUUAAAUUAUUCCCGUGUGCUUGAAACCGGUUGUAUGAAGGCAGAGUAAAUAUUUCACAGGAAUUGGACUUUCAGGAAGUGCUCCUCCUUAAGUAUAAAAAGAAACAGAGCUGAAGCUGCAGACCACAAAGACUGCAGAGGAAACCCAGUGUGAAAUCUACAGCGUCCCGCUGCUUCGCUGAAACAAACAACAAGAGAAAAUGUUUGCAGCUGAAACCAAAGCGUUGGUCAGAUCUCUGGGCGCCAGGGACAAUCUCAUUGCCAACAAAAAUUUAAAUCACCAAGUGGAACUUCUGACGUUGGUCAGAAUCAGGAUGGGAUAUUUUUGGGAGUUUCCAAACUACAAGCUGUUUAAUUACACCCUACCUGGUCUCAUGAAGGAGGACGGUUUUUCACCAGAGGCUGAGGAUAAGGUCUUGGUGGAGGACUUCAAGACCUGGAUAGAAACUGGCAGGAGCGGCAAAGUGAGUGGAGGUCAUGAAGUGUCCGGUAAUGCUGAAGUCUCUGCCAGCUGUGACGUCGUGGACGGUCUACUGGAACCUGUCAGCAUCAGGAUUAAGAAAGCUAACCUGGCAGCUGUGAGGAACAAAUUCUCUGGAAGGACGAUUAAAAAAGAUGUGUUAAAGCUGCUGAAACUGAAGGAGAAUGAUAAACUGGCGUUCGUGUAUGAAACGGCUUACAACACCGGACCCGUGAAGAUGAUCAGAAAAGAAAACCAGAAAGGAAGCAUCUCAGGAUCCCUUCAAAAAAUGGCCACUGUCUGUCUGUCGGCCAACAGGAAGCAGGACACCAACUACACAGUGAGAGAAAAUUCCACCUUUGCUUACAGCCUAGUGGAGAUCCUCCUGGAGGAUGGGAGGAUGGAAAUCGCGUUGGAAACCUGGACUCACAAACGCAAAGGUCUGACCAGCGAUGCCCUGAGCUCUGAGCGCAUGGAAGAAGUCAGAGAUAUGAUAGAGAUGAAGGAACCUCUUCUACAACCGCUUGAAGCUCUUCCUGCAUCGACUCGUGUUGAUCUGCUCAAACAGCUCAGACAGGUUCUAGAGGAAGGAGAUGCUCUGGGCGAGCUGAAGGAGGCGCUGGAACAGAGCAGCAAAGGACCCUAUGAGCGUCCUGAGUCACAGGCCGUCUCGUCCUUUAUGGACGUCCUGGACAAAUCCAAAGUGUCCACCAAGGUGAAGGAUGCGGCUUUCUUGCUGGUGAACGCCAUGGAAGCUCUUCCAGAGGAAAUGCUGCGACCUUUGACCUCCUGUGGUCCUGAGACUUUAACAGUCCUCAGCCAGCUGGUUCGUCCGCUCUCACCCAAACAACCUCACAUUUCCUACGUCUUGUCCUCUGAUCCUCCACAGAUUUAUCAUUAAUCCAGAUAAAAACAC
This is a messenger RNA of Cyprinodon variegatus (sheepshead minnow), 1430 nucleotides long. RefSeq lists its product as uncharacterized. Lineage: Eukaryota; Metazoa; Chordata; Actinopteri; Cyprinodontiformes; Cyprinodontidae. The transcript is spliced from 10 exons. The record is from RefSeq and is a predicted model, not a curated record. Bases 255 to 1415 code for a protein of 386 amino acids.